AUGGCCACGGACUACGGGGUUGGGCUGGUGCCACACCUCCCUCGAUGGGCGCUUCCUAUCCACGAGGUGGUUGGGUUCGACAUGGCGGCGGCCUACCGCUUAUGGUUCCCUUUCCUUCUAGUUGAUAGAGUGAUCGAUUACGAACCAGGCAAAUAUGCAGUUGCGAUCAAGAAUGUGACAAUAAAUGAUAACUUCUUCCCAGGACAUUUCCCUGACCGACCCAUACUGCCUGGUGUUCUCAUGGUUGAGGCAAUGGCUCAGGUUGGAGGUAUGGUGGUGUUGCAACCUGAAGUAGGUGGAUCUAGAGAGAAUUUCUUUUUUGCGGGGAUUGAUAAAAUGAGGUCCCGGAAGCCUGUAAUUGCUGGAGACACCUUGAUUAUGAGAAUGACUCUGAUCAAGUUGAAGAAGAGGUUUGGAAUUGCAAAGAUGAAAGGAAAAGCUUAUGUUGGUGCCGACCUAGUAUGCGAAGGGGAGUUCUUGAUGGCUACUGGAUCAGAGUAA
Phragmites australis (common reed) is the source of this 501-nucleotide messenger RNA. RefSeq lists its product as uncharacterized. The coding region runs from base 1 to 501 and encodes 166 amino acids. The record is from RefSeq and is a predicted model, not a curated record. Lineage: Eukaryota; Viridiplantae; Streptophyta; Magnoliopsida; Poales; Poaceae. The transcript has 3 exons.